UGUAAACUGCAAACCAUGGACAGAAUCUCGUCAACAGCCCUCUCCUAUCGAUAAUCCUCAAUCGGAACAUCAAUAUACCUGUCGUAACAUGGCGACACCGUCCCAAUCCUCAGACGGCGAGGGACAUCUUCUCCGUCCUCGACCCUUGAGAGCCUUGCCGGAAGCCUUGCGCAGCGCCGGGGCCCAGGGCGUCAACGGCUUUGCUGAUGCCCCUUCCAGCAUAUCUAGUGGACGUUCGACGCCCGUCCCUCAAGAUGCUCCUCCCUCAGUACAAUCCAUCUCAUCUGCACGUAAGCAGGCGCGAGCCCAAGCGAAACAUCGGCUCUUCCACACUAUCAACUAUAAGCCUCGCGUUUCUCAUUUUGACCCACGCAGCGACUACCGCGAUUUCAGAGGCUUCUUCGUCCUUUUCUGGAUCAGUCUGACCAUCAUGUGCAUUACCACCGGUCUGAGGAACAUCAAAGAGACGGGACACCCCCUUCGAGUCCAGGUCUACGCAUUACUCUCCCGCAAUGUGGUGUCAUUGGGCCUGAGUGACGCCGCCAUGGUAGGAAGUACUGCUAUCAGUCUGUUCAUCCAAAAGAUGGUGCGCGGGCGCACCGGAGUGCUGCGAUGGCGAAAAGCUGGCAUUUGGAUACAGAGCAUAUACCAGGUGCUUUGGCUAUCAUUAUGGGUGGAAUGGCCCUUCCUUCUUGGGUGGACUUGGACGGCGCAAGUCUUUUUUGCCCUGCAUACCCUAACUUUUCUCAUGAAGAUGCAUUCCUACGCUUUCUACAACGGCCACUUGAGUGAGACAGAAAGACGCCUGCAAGAGCUGGACAAGCCCGAAACGGCCGAUCGUCACAAAGCCGUUAUAUAUCCCAGCUCACCGGCACGUCUGCAAGAACAACAGCAAGACGAAUCGUCGGAUGAGGGCGACUCGGUCGAGGAACUUUCCCAACUGCGACAGGACCUGGCCACAGAACUGACCUCUCCUCUUGGCCAGGUCACUUAUCCCCAGAAUUUGACGCUAUACAACUAUGCCGACUACAUCCUAUGUCCGACCCUUUGCUAUGAACUGGAGUAUCCACGCACGGCAAAUAUCAAUUGGUUUGAGCUUUUCGCAAAGACCUUGGCUGUCUUCGGCUGCAUUUUUCUCAUGAUCACUGUCAGCGAGGAAUUUAUCACCCCGGUCCUGGCCGAAUCAGCCAUCCGGCUUCGCUACCUCAACACCUUUUCGGACAAGGCACUCGUUCUAGCCGAGACUACCAGCAUGUUGCUGUUCCCCUUCAUGAUCAUCUUCCUCCUCGUCUUCCUCGUCAUCUGGGAGUAUAUCCUUGGCGCCUUUGCCGAGAUUACCUGUUUUGCAGAUCGACACUUCUAUUCGGAUUGGUGGAACAGCAGCGACUGGCUUGAAUUCUCCCGCGAAUGGAACAUCCCUGUCUACCAUUUCCUCCGGCGGCACGUCUUCUUUUCCUCCAAGACAUACCUCUCCACCUCCGCCGCCAUGACCAUCACCUUUCUGAUCAGCGCCCUUGGUCACGAACUCAUCAUGGGCUGUAUCACCAAGAAGCUUCGCGGCUACGGCUUCAUUGCCAUGAUGUUGCAACUUCCAAUCGUCGCUCUGCAGCGGAGUCCGCUCAUUCGCGGUCGGUGGGUGUUCAACAACGCAGCGUUCUGGUUCAGCAUGAUUCUGGGCCUGAGCGGCAUGUGCAGCCUGUAUGUCUUGGUAUGAGGCGGCUGGGCAGAGGUUUCUCAAGAUGCCUACCAACUAAUUGGAACCGGCCGUGCCAAACAGGUGCUGGGCAGUAAUGUCCGACAGAGAUUCGAUCAACCCUCCAACCCCUAAUCUACCCACAACUACAAACAUGUACUUCUAGGCGUUUGGCGAGAUUCUCAGCGUGGUGACCAUUCGGCGUGGAGAACAUGGUACCCUAUGCAUCGCUCAUUUGUACAACAUAGAUACAGUCAAUUAGCAGGAGACAUCUGCAGACUUCUUCGUGAGCGCCAUUGCACAAAUAUCAAGUCACCCGUCGGUAUUAUGG
Exophiala viscosa is the source of this 2024-nucleotide messenger RNA. Its product is annotated as sterol O-acyltransferase. The transcript is spliced from 3 exons. NCBI's taxonomy places the organism in Eukaryota, Fungi, Ascomycota, Eurotiomycetes, Chaetothyriales, Herpotrichiellaceae. Gene Ontology annotation, cellular component: endoplasmic reticulum membrane. The record is from RefSeq and is a predicted model, not a curated record. Gene Ontology annotation, biological process: ergosterol metabolic process. Bases 89 to 1714 code for a protein of 541 amino acids. Gene Ontology annotation, molecular function: ergosterol O-acyltransferase activity.